AUGGCUACUCAUCCUGCCAGUCCACCUCAUCCCCCAAUAUACCUCCCGCCGCCCCAACUUCAGUCUCCCUCCGCCCGCUCCCCGUCUCCAAGUCGAAUAGCAGUACCAGACUACCAGUCGAUCGAUCCACUCCUGGGGAAGUUAUCCCCCGAAGCCACUCUCCAAGCCUUGACCUCGGCCGACGCGGUCCCGACGAACGAAAGGGGCGCCCACGAUAUCCUCGCUCGGAGUAUUUCCCAAGUCUCACCCGCAGAACGCGCCCUCGGUAUUCGAGCCGCCAUCGUCGCGCAGAAACUCGGACUGUGGUACCGCGAACUCCAGGGCUGGCAAUGGCCGAAAGGCACCGAUGCUCACUUAGGAAAGGGAUUCAUCUCUCCUCCCGUCGAGACCGAGAGCGCGGAACAGGAAUACUAUGGGAGUCUCCCUGCGGCCGUCGUUGCACAGCAUGAAAAACGUAUUGAGGAGAUCCGGGAUGAACUCGAGAAUCUAAAUGUCGAUGAACUCAAAGAACACGUGCUCAGUGCCCACAUUCCAGCCCGGUCUCGACCUUCGUCAUCCAACAGCACCGUGUCGACGCCCCCUCCGCUCAGUUAUGUUCAAUUGAGUGACUUUACCGCCGUCAUCACGGCCACGAUCCUGCGCGCCCUUCCCCUUCUGUCCCGUCUGAAUAGCCUCCUUUCUGUCUGGGAUGUUCGAUUGUUGGUCCUCCGCCAGAUCCCUGGACUACUUCGGGGCCUCCGCCUGGCCCGUUCCGAAUUGAGCUCCGCGAUGGACCUGCUGAAUUCCAGCGAUGCGCCCACCGAAACGGACCCUUUGUAUUCGAGAGCGAACUACCAUGUCAAGCGCACCGCAUUAGAAACCACCGUUAUUUCGGCUGGUAGGCGCAUGGAUCGGAUCCUCGACUCGUUGGAAGGACGUGAAGACUCGUUGCCUGAAGCGUGGAUCGACGACUUGGAAACCGUCGAGUCGGAAUUUGGAUCAUGGGUCAUGGAGGCUGAGAAACGCAGUGUCCAGAAUGAAUGGCGACGCGCGAUGACAACCAAACAACAGAAAGCGACAGCACCCGAACUCGAGCCUAUCAAAACAGAUUCACUGCCCGAAGAAUCUGCCAGUGCAGAUGUCUUGAUCUCAGCCGGUUUCCUCCCAUCCGACAUCACACGCCCGCAUUCAAUGGAAACGAUAGAAGAGGAGCCACACAGUCCACUGAAAGCCGUUGCUGCGGAUCUCCCCAGCCUUGAUCGACCCUCUAUCGUCCUGACAAGUAUUGAAGCCACUACUUCUGAAGUACCUGGCGCCGUCUCAUCUGAAGGCGUGGGGUCGAGUACUCUUGACCCACCCCUCGACACCAAGGCGGAUGAAUGCGACGUCCAAGCCACUACGGCAAGCCCAGUUGAAACCGAGUACCCAGAAACUUCCGAAACAAGGGAAGAUUUGCCGUCUAGCAGUGAAGCAGGCGAUUCCGAACCAGCUUCAUAUGUGCGCGAAGAAUCGGAUGGCGCGGCCAGCCCUCAAUCCACCAAUCUGCCUGCAGAAGAGCAUUCUCCAUUGCAAGAAAAACCGGCCGCGCAACUUGAUGACGAUGAAUCUCACAACUCUGUGCCGUCUGUUUGUGCUCAACAUGGAACAUCAGAAACGGAGGGCGAGACGCUCCGUGCUGGAUCUCCGUGCCAUUCCCUAUCAUCUGCAGAUGCUCCUUUCCCUGAACCGUCGUCGGGACCUGAGCUGGUACCUGAGCUAGACCCUGAGCAAGAUGCUUCGCCUCCGAAAGAUAUUGACGCAGGCAAAUCUAUUCCAGUCCAGGAGGUAUCCAAACCUGGUGAGGUGGAAACACCGAAAGGAUCAACUGCGCUUUCUCCUGAGAAUGAGAGUUCUCCCCACCCCUCGGCUUCAUUGAACCAAAGAGAUACGCAGCUUACUACUACUGACGUUGCUGCUGUGUCUCCGGUUUAUGGCAACGAUCUUUCUACGUCUCAGUCAAGCGCCCCAUCAGAAGAUUCGUCCAAGUCUAAUCUAUCGGACGAAGAGGAGAAAGCAGUGUCUUCACUUUCCAAUACACCCGGAGAGUCCGAUGAACCUCAACCUCCCAAGCGGCCUUUGGAGAGUCCCAUAAAGCUCUCUAAAGGGGUAUCGGCACGCCCACACUCUGAGAGGGACGAUACAAGACCUCACGCUCGUCGGUCGUCUAUUGCAUCUGCGGCAUCCUACUCCGACUACCCGUCGCUCAUAUCGAGUCCGGAAUUCCAUGGACCGCGCACAACCACAUCAACGAAUGAAACACCAUUACCCUUGGAGACACCCCCUCAGGUCCGAUUAAAGUGUGAGCCGACCGAUCCUACCCCUUCAAAUAAUCAUACCUUGCGCGCAGACCGUCUUCUGGGCCUAGACAAAGAUGUGACGCCUCCACGAACCGCAUUGAAGCAUAACCGAGCUCUGAGCCUUCCCUUGCAGCGCUUUAUCAAUGAGCGACUUGAUUUGGACUACGAGAACGAGAACAACCCCAGUGUGGAGAGCGCCACAGCCGACAAACGUCCAAGAGAUGUAUCUCAACCAACGAGGCUAAGUUCUCGGCCAGCCUCUGCUCCACGAUCACUGAAGAAAAGCCGACAGCCUGCGCCGGCUAAUAAUACUCGUCCGCAUAGUCCGAUACAGCGGAUGGAACCGCCUCUAGAAGGAAGCCCUGUGAUUGAAUCGGAGGUCGGAAAGCCUGACCGCACAAACCAAUGGAAACAUAACGAAACUGCUGGCCAGGAGAGGAUGUCAAGUCACCCUCAUCUUGAGCAACCCAUCCACAUCGCAGCUGCCCGCUUGAGACGGCAAUUAGCCUCGCAUCCCAGCCUUGAAGACAUCGGGGGACAUAAAUCUUUUGCAGAGGAACCACAUUCGAGGUCUGUGGCCAGGAACUCGUCCCGACCAUCGUCUCGGAGCAAUCGGCCGAAAAAGCCUAAGGACCAGAUGGAUGAGAAAAUCAGCUCCAUCCUGACGAGCAUCCCAGGCAACAUCUCCCUGAUGCAAGCCGAGGAUUCAGAGCAGGAGACAUCCUCUGUGGCGUCCUUUCCUUUCAAACCUAGAGAGCUUCGCACAGCAUCACGGAGUCGAGCAUCAUCGCGCAGCGGCACCCCCGGUCCAGGCUUGACCAUCACGCCUGCUCCCUCUCGCCGGAGGCAUUCCCACGCCCCGGGCGCCAAUGAAAUGAAGGUAUAUCACCUCCAUGGGGGCGACAAGCCUGUUAAGCUCGCAUGUCGUACCGUUGGCAGAGAUGGAGAGCGUGUCAUGGCACGCAUUGGUGGUGGUUGGUCCGACCUCGCCGAGUAUCUGACGGUAUAUGCUAUGCAUCACCGGAGUCGACAUUUCGCCGAGGCUCCCCGCGUCGAAGUACAGGAGCUGUCCUCUCGCGAAACCACGCCGUCAUAUGUAUCACCUGCUAUCAGGGUGCCUUCCGGGAAUGGAAGAAACACUCCAUCUCGGCCUCAAUCAGUUUUGAGCAAUCGACCACCCUCCUCGCUCGCUGUUCGCAAACCCCGACGCUCUUCAAACGCAUCUGAUGUAGCUGGAUUCAGGGCUGUCAGUGCUGGUGCAGCUCUAAACUCCUCGGGUACCCCGUUGUCGACAGUGUCGUCACGUAGACGCCUUUCAGUUUCGUCCAAUACCUCCGCGGGCGCGGCAUCGUCUGCAAACUUCUCACCCUCAACCACAAUCGGCGGUACCUCUCCCACCAUCCCACUGGGGCUCGCCGGGCCCAAACCGAGGUCCCGGCGUAUCUCGAUGACGCCGGAGAGUGAAGCCUGGGUGGAAGAUGUCCUCGGCCAAGCACGACGGAGCGCAUCUUUGCGGCCGCAUCCCGUCACCCAGGACCAGGAAUCCACCGGGCGUCGAACACCGGCUCUCGCCAAAUCUCGAAGCAUCAAUGAUAUCGGUGCGGCAGGUUCCAGCAGACGAGUUGUUCUGCGUGGACUUGGAAGCCGCUUAAACUGA
This is a messenger RNA of Aspergillus terreus NIH2624, 3972 nucleotides long. RefSeq names its product GAS2 domain protein. The record is from RefSeq and is a predicted model, not a curated record. The transcript has a single exon. NCBI's taxonomy places the organism in Eukaryota, Fungi, Ascomycota, Eurotiomycetes, Eurotiales, Aspergillaceae. Gene Ontology annotation, molecular function: microtubule binding. Bases 1 to 3972 code for a protein of 1323 amino acids.